Messenger RNA from Aedes albopictus (Asian tiger mosquito), 1190 nucleotides. RefSeq lists its product as uncharacterized. Gene Ontology annotation, biological process: vesicle fusion; intracellular protein transport; vesicle-mediated transport. Lineage: Eukaryota; Metazoa; Arthropoda; Insecta; Diptera; Culicidae. Gene Ontology annotation, molecular function: SNARE binding; SNAP receptor activity. The transcript has 5 exons. The record is from RefSeq and is a predicted model, not a curated record. The coding region runs from base 177 to 1190 and encodes 337 amino acids. Gene Ontology annotation, cellular component: SNARE complex; endomembrane system; membrane.
UACGUAAGUUGUUUAUCAAGUGCGUUAGGUAGUGUGACUUGUUUCCAGCAGUCUCAGAAGUGUUAAGGUUGCCAUUUAUCAGAGGUGUAGAAAUAUACUACUGACUUAACUAUAUUAAUAUUACAGAAGAAUUCUAAAGAGCAUUAGUUUGCCAGAUUAGGGCUUCGCAUUCAGGAAUGGGUCGGGAUCGUUUGAACUCACUUCUAACAAACCGUGAAUACGCGGCAUCCCUGGAGAGUCUUUUCCAAGAGCAUGAAUACAACGUGUUGCUCAACCAGAAGCAAAUCAUUCAGGAUGUCAGCCAAUUUUCAAAAGUAUCCUGUUGGAUCAGUGAUUUGCAGAAAAAUAUUCAGAACAUCGAAGAAGAGCUUGCAGGUCAAAGAUCAAUCAAUGUUCGUCAACAGCUGGAUGACACCGCAAAUCUGUGCGCCAAGAUUUUCAACGCAGUCAAGGGACUUCAGACAGAUUUGCAGAACCUAAGUAAGCGGAAAGAUGAGAGAGGCGAAAAUCAAAGAGAAAACGAUGAUCUGGUUAGCCUGGUGCGCAGUACUCAGUUUAAAAGUGUGAGAACUGCCUAUUUCGAGGCGUUCUGGAGGUUUCGCUCGGUGGUGCAUAAUUACGAGGAAACGGAUAGAAAGCGGAGAUCUGUAGAAUCAUCGCAACAAUCCUUGACCUUAUCGUCGCAGUGCGACACCACGCAACCGACAAAUACUCUGGGAUACGACUUUGUAGAUACCAGUCAGUGGUUGUCUCGACGCCACUCCCUAGAUGAACGGGUUUAUUUUCCAAAAUCCUCCACAUUCAUUAUCAACAAGAAAAUUGCCGCCCCUAAAAUCCAACACCAUGCCGAAGAGGAACGCAAUGAGGAGCUGAAGGCGCUGGAGCGAACGCUCGUCGAUAUGCGGGAUCUGUUUGUGCUGAUCUCGACCCUGGUGAUGGAGCACGGCAGCAUGUUGAAUGUGGCGGAAACCAAUUGGGAAAAUGCGGCCCAGCGUGUGGUCACCGCAGAAACUGAUAUAAAAGAGGCACAUCGCCACUACCAGGAGGCAAACAACGGCCGGAAAUGCUGCUGCUUGGAUGUGACUUUCGGCCUAUUGGUACUGCGCAAUUUUUUCAUCAAAACAUGUGUGCGUACGUCCAUAAAUUACGUCACGCUUCAAGAGGGAACGGAGGGGUUCACAGAAGUGUGA